Molecule: messenger RNA, 2499 nt
Organism: Aspergillus calidoustus
Lineage: Eukaryota; Fungi; Ascomycota; Eurotiomycetes; Eurotiales; Aspergillaceae
Source: the annotation of a GenBank genome assembly
AUGGUCUCGAUCACCGCAGAAUACAUCAGCGUCGGCGGGAACAGACACCCCGCCGCCGCAGACUGGGAUAUUCAGUCGGGCAUCCUCGCCUACGGUGCGGAUAACAAUGUCGCCCUGUGGGAUCCUCUUGAUGAAACACAGCGCGGAGUCUAUGCGGUGCUCGUGGGCCACUCUGAAAAGGUCAGCGUCGUCCGAUUCUACACGUGUCCUACCACGGGGACGAAGCUUCUCCUGACUGGGUCUGUCGACUGUACUGUCCGGAUAUGGCGAGCCGAACCAACCGACUCACGGCGAUUCACCCAGGCGGUUACGCUGACGGGGCACACGGGUUCAAUUAAUGCGAUCGCGACGGCCGAGGGGUUAGACAUUAUUGCCUCAGGGGCCGCGGAUGGAACGGUCAAGAUAUGGAGGAUUGAAGUCGGGGAGGCUUUAAAUGGUGAGCUAUUGGAGAAUCUACCCAUGAAGCCGCGUUAUUACUUCCCAUUGGCAUUGGCAUUGGCGCCGCUUCCGACAGACAACACGCAAGACAGGCCCGUGGCGUUGGCAGUUGCUGGCACGACCAACAUUGUGCAGAUUUACGCCGCAGAGAACACGGUGGAGACGCCGAACUUUAGAGUAUCAGCAACACUCUCUGGUCAUGAGGCAUGGGUACGGUCCCUCUCUUUUACGGCGGAUAUGCAAAGCAAAACCGGGGAUCUCCUGCUCGCCUCUGCCAGCCAGGACAAAUAUGUUCGACUCUGGAGACUUAAUCGAGGAGAGGCAUCUUCAUCCAUAUCGGUGCCAGCUGAUGAUGGCGACGACGAGGAGGUGCCCGUUCUGGGUGGACUUGUUGAACCGACAUUGUCCAACAAGGCCCAUCAAUUCGAGACAGCGGGCGCCAAGUACUCCAUGACCUUUGAAGCUCUCCUAUUCGGAAAUGAGGAUUGGAUCUAUACCACCGCUUGGAACCCGAACCCUGAACGCCAGCAGCUUCUCACAGCGUCUGCGGACAAUACUCUUACCAUCUGGGAACAGGACCCAGUCUCUGGGGUGUGGCUUUCCGUGGAGAGAAUGGGGGAGAUAAGUGUGCAAAAGGGCUCCACUACAGCUACGGGGAGUACCGGUGGGUUCUGGAUCGGCCUCUGGGCGCCAGAUGGAGAACAAGUUGUAAGCCUUGGGCGCACGGGUAGUUGGAGGUCAUGGAGACACGAGGCGGAGUCUGAUAUCUGGGUCCAGACCAUGGGAAUUACUGGACAUGUGCGAUCUGCCAAUGGAAUCCGAUGGGAGCCUUCGGGAGGAUACCUGUUAUCGACCAGCGCGGACCAGACAACCCGACUUCAUGCACAGUGGCUGCGGGAAGACGGGCAACAAAAAAAGACGUCGUGGCACGAAUUCUCACGCCCGCAGAUCCACGGUUAUGAUCUCAACUGCGUUGAUACACUAGGACCCGGACGGUUCGUGUCAGGUGCCGAAGAGAAGCUUUUACGAGUGUUCAACGAACCCAAGCCUAUCGCUCAACUGCUUGAGAGGCUCUCCGGGCUUACGCAAUCCACAGAGGGCGAACUCCCAGACACAGCGCAAAUCCCGGUCCUAGGCCUAUCCAAUCAAGCCGUUGGGGAAGACGUCCCUGUAGGAGAUGGUGAUACCCCCGAGGCCGAGAGCGCCGGACAAGCGCAGGCAAAUCAAGCGAUACUCUCCAACUCCACACGGCCCCCUCUCGAGGACCAGCUGGCUCGCUAUACCUUGUGGCCAGAACACGAGAAGCUGUAUGGCCAUGGAUACGAAAUAUCCGCCGUCGCGGUAAGUGGCGAUCGCACGCUCAUCGCAACGGCGUGCAAGGCCAGCUCGAUCGACCAUGCAGUGGUGCGUUUGUACGACACAUCAGAUUGGCACGAAGUCCGCCCGUCACUUGCAGCGCAUACGUUGACCAUCACAAGUCUCUCAUUUUCAGCCGACGACCGAUACUUGCUCAGUGUUGGCCGUGACCGGCAAUGGGCCGUUUACCGUCGGACUCAAGAAGAGCCUUCUGUGUUUAAGCUCAUGACGUCGAACCCCAGAGGUCACUCGCGCAUGAUCCUCGAUGCGGACUGGGCACCUGCGUCAGACUCACAGCAAAAAAGUCAGAUUUUCGCAACUGCCGGUCGAGACAAGUCGAUCAAGCUGUGGCAGUUGACCGGGGAGUCAAUUGAGUGCAAGGCUGCCAUACCCGCAAGAAGCUCAGUCACGGCUGUCAAGUUCCUGCCCCACGCAUAUAAUGGUGUCCUCUUCCUGGCAACGGGCGAGGAUGAUGGAAAGCUGUCAAUUCAUCAAAUCAAGAUGGACGGUGUAGAGCCGAGCCCGCUAGUGAGCUUUGACAGAGCCGAAUCACCAUCAAAGACGAUUACUGAACUAUCAUGGCGCCCUUUUUCGCGAGUCAAUGGCGAGGCGGAAGGAGCCGGGUUGUCAUUUGAGCUCGCUGUGGCCAGUGAGGACACUUCGAUACGUAUAUACAGCAUCGCAGGGGUGGUAUCGGAACCAUAA